Physeter macrocephalus (sperm whale) is the source of this 4193-nucleotide messenger RNA. RefSeq names its product tricarboxylate transport protein, mitochondrial-like. Lineage: Eukaryota; Metazoa; Chordata; Mammalia; Artiodactyla; Physeteridae. Gene Ontology annotation, cellular component: mitochondrion. Gene Ontology annotation, biological process: mitochondrial citrate transmembrane transport. The record is from RefSeq and is a predicted model, not a curated record. Gene Ontology annotation, molecular function: citrate secondary active transmembrane transporter activity.
AUGGCUGCCCUUGACAGGCGCUGGGAGUGGGAAUGGAAUGAUUCUCCUCGCCCCUGUCCAAACCACGUCCCCCAAGUCUUCAAUGAGGCUUUGCGACGAGGUGGAAAGAGCAGUAGGCUGCGGGCGUGUUCUAACACGUGCCUCCUUGUGAAGGAGCUCAGCCAGCGAACCAGCUCCAACCUGCUGUGCCUCCGAAACCUUUAUGUGCUCCCAUCUGCCCACCUCUCAUUAACCAGGCACGCAAGACCCUGUAUCAGACCUGUAUCUCCAGGUAUAUCACUCACUGCUCCCCAGGAAACACCAAGAACAGCGCCCAAUGCAAGCCCAUCUCUUCUAUCCCCUGUUAGAAGAGAGGCCGCCGCCGGGCCCCCCACCCUGCCCACCACGGCCACACCCCGCGCUCUGGCAGCAGGGGCGCCCGCACCCAGGAAGGCCACCCUCACACACCCGGGGAAGGCGAUCCUGGCAGGUGACGUCGAAAUCUGCAUCACCUCCCCCACCGAGUACGUGAAGACGCAGCUGCAGCUGGACGAGCGCUUGCACCCGCCGCGCUAUCAGGGCAUCGGGGACUGCAUGCGGUGGACAGUCCACAACCAUGGCGUCCCGGUCCUGUACCGCGGCCUCAUCUCCCUGCUCUAUGGCUCCAUCCCGAAGGCAGCCGUCCGGUUCGGGAUGUUCGAGUUUCUCAGCAACCACAUGCAGGACGCCCAGGGACGCCUGGACAGCACGCACGGGCUGCUGUGCGGCCUGGGCGCUGGUGUGGCAGAUGCCGUGGUGGUCGUGUGCCCCGUGGAGACCAUCAAAGUGAAGUUCAUCCAUGACCAGACCUCCCCCAGCCCCAAAUACAGAGGAUUCUUCCACGGGGUCAGGGAGAUCGUUUGGGAACAAGGGCUGAAAGGGACAUACCAGGACUUCGUGGCCACUGUGCUGAAGCAGGGAUCCAACCAGGCCAUUCUCGUCUUCGUCGUGACCUCCUUGCGCAACUGGUACCAAGGGGGCAAACCCAACAAGCCCAUGAACCCUCUGAUCACUGGUGUGUUUGGCGCCAUCACAGGCACAGCCAGUGUCCAUGGGAACACUCCUCUGGACGUGAUCAAGACCCGGAUGCAGGGCCUGGAGGCGCUCAAGUACCACAAAAUGUGGGACCGUGGCCUGCAGAUCCUGAGGAACGAGGGCCCCAAAGCGUUCUACAAGGGCACCGUCCCCCGCCUGGGCCGGGUGUGCCUGGACGUGGCCAUCGUGUGCGUCAUGGUGAAGCUGCUCAACAAAGUGUGGAAGACGGACUGAGCCCCGGGGUCUGCACAUGGGCUGCCCCCAGCGCCCCCUUCUCGUGAUUCCAGUGCAGUCGUGCCAGAAGGCCCCCUUCCCCUGUCCCUCGCAGUCCAUGGCCCAGGGCUUUCCCCUGUGGCCGUCGAGUCCAUGUGUCCCCUGUGGUCUGUAUGACACCACCAUGGUGUCCAUGUGUCCAGCUGAGACCAGGUGUUCCUCUGGCCUGUGAAUCUGUGCUCACUUGUCCACGUGCUUACUCGUGUGCCUGUGUUUCAUGUUUCGUGUCCUGUGACCCUGUGCCCCACUUCCUGGGGUGCCCGUGUGCCCUGGGUCAUGGCCCCGUAGCCAUGGCCUGGUCCCAGCCUGGUGCCUUCCACCCUGGGCAGCAGGGGCAUCGCCCCGGCCUACCACAGCUGCCUCUGGGCCUCAGCCUGGCCUCACUGCAUUCCACAGGCUGCCUAUCCCCCCGCAUCUCCCACCACUGGCCUUAACCGGCCCUUGGGCCCUCCCUCUCUCCCGGACAGGGUGGCACCUGCCACACUCAGGACCACCCUUCCAAGGCAGAGUAAACCGGAUCCUGUUGCAGCCUCCUGUCCCUGAGUCAGCCCGUCUGUGGGUGGGCAGUGGUGGCCAUGCCGCUGCUGAGGGCAGGCCCACUCCUCACCCGAGGACACUGUCGGGGCCAGGCAGGCUGGUGGGCAAGUGAGCUGCGGCCACAGUAUCAGCCCUCUGGGAGGCCUGACACUAGGCCAAGGAACAUCUGGCCUCCAUCCAGGCCUUGCCUGUGGCCUGGGGGCAAGAUCCUGCAGGGUCAGCUGGAGGGUGUGUCCUCGGGGGUCACCUGGUAGGCAACAUCUAGGGGGCAGAGGAGAACUGCCCCACACUGGUGGCUGGACCUGGAGACAGUGCUCUCGGCCUCUUGUCUGCCCUGCAGCCUGUGGCCCAACCCAGCUUACUCCCUCAUGGUUUCCCUGUGAAAUGGUCUGCUUGAGGGGCACUGCUUUGGGGUGACCAAUUUCUGGUCCCCUGAGACUCUGAGCAGGAGGCCCUUUCUUAAAAAAAAAAAAAAAAAAAAAAUCCUUCUUCCAACACUGAAUCAAGAUGUGCUCAUGAAUGUACUUAAAGUGUCCGUCAGUGCCCAGCUCCCCAGAGAUGGUCAAUAGCUAGCAAUGGUCCAAUUAUUAUUUCCUGGGAUAAUACUGUCCACAUGGUAGUUGUUUAAUCCAUAGUAGCCAAAUAAAGGAACUACUUUAUCAAAAUGAUGAUUCCUUUUUCUAAAAACCUAUACAUAUGAGAUCUCCUACUUCCUUAGUAAUUUGAAGAGGCUGCCCAAAGGAAAGCAGUUAGAAAAUGUUUAAAUGUUCCUAAACAUACAAAUAAUGAGCAAAUAUGAUUGCUUUUUAUAAUUUUCUCUAUAUUUUUGCAGUUAUCGUAACAUCAUUUUCAUUAAGAACAGCUUGGUGAAUACAGAAAACCAAAACCAAGAAAAUCACGAUCCUCCCCCACCCAACCAACUACUAAUACUUCAUUGUAUUUUCUUCUAGUCUUUGUUUAUAGAUUUGCUUGUUUAAAAUAUAGUGUUUUCAUGCUCUAUAUAAAAUUUGUGCCCUGUAAAAGGUGAUAAAAUUCCCUGAAAAUCAGGGAAAUUACUACCAUUUAUGGUCUACUUACCGUAUGCCAGGCACUUUACUUGCAUUCUCUUACUUAACUCUCAAAACCUCCCAAUGGGGUAAAUACUAUUACCAUCCCUAUUUAUAUAUGAGAAACCUGAGACUCAAAGAAAUCCAGAGCGCAAAGCUAGUAAAUGGCAGAGCUGGGGUAAGAAUGCAGGCAGCCCAGCCCUGGGACCUGUGUUCUUAACCACUGCCUGCAAAGAGCCCUUCUCUGCGUGACCAGUGUGGGUGAUUGAGAGCAAUUUACCUUCUUUCCUUUAACAACAGUGAGAUUGAGAAACUCUUCCCCACCAGUGCCUAUGCCAUGCUAGUUCCAGUAACAAUCUGAAUAAUCAUUUCUUUAGCCCCUGUUUACACCAUCCACCACCCUAGUUCACUAUCUCUGACCCUCACAAGAAGCUUUGAAGGUUUGUGUACUGUACGCACCAUUCCACAGCUGAGGAAACAAGGCUCAGAGAGCCCAGGUAACUUAGGCACCAUCCCGGAGAUGGACAGUUGAGCUUCUAACUCCGGGGCACCAUCAUACUGCUUCUCAAUAAAAAACUCCCUUAAGACCCAGAUAAGAAUGAGAAGAGAAUGGUCCUUAGCCAUUUGCAUAUUAGUGACAUUAGUGUGUUUCUGUGGCACCAAACUGGUGGGAUCCAGAAGGCAGGAUGUGCAUGUUUGGGUUGAUUUGGGGUGGGGGGGGGUGGAUAUUAAGCCCCAGGCAAGUGGACGUGGCACAGGGCACCUCAGAGAACCAGGCCCCACUGUCUUCCAGGUACUGUUCCUGUGGAAGCCUCUGAAAUCAGGUGUCAAAAGAAAUAAUUACCUAAGGGGAAGGCAGAUUUGUUUGGAUAAACUCUGUUAUUUAUAUGAAGUACAUCUGUUGUUGCUGACUCCAGACAUUUUCACGGGCCAGGAAGCUGGCUUAUUUAAAAUUAUGUACGUUGAAAGGACUUUAGAAAUUUCAUUGAGAAAACUGAGGCCAAAGAAAUGACAUGUUCAAAGGAAGUUAGCAGAAUGGAAGGAUCUAGAAUUCUCCAGCCUCCCCCAUCCAAGUCCAUUGAACUUUCCACUACACUAUUUUGCUUUAUCUAAUUUUUGAAAGCAUGACGAUAGGUCAGAAAAAUUUAGUGAUGUUUAUGUGGUUUAUGGAAUGUAAAUUUUUAGAAACCAAAUUUGUCACAUUUAAAAAUCAGAGCUUUAAUAUCAAUAGAAUGACUGUAAUCUCAAACACCUACUAUAUUAUUUUUCCUAUUUCUGUUGUUG